Molecule: messenger RNA, 4050 nt
Organism: Effrenium voratum
Lineage: Eukaryota; Dinophyceae; Suessiales; Symbiodiniaceae
Source: the annotation of a GenBank genome assembly
AUGAGCGGUAUCGAGGAAGGCGCCGAUUGGUCGCACGCUGUAACUGCCAUGGCUGAGAGGAAGUACGACCGCAUGUGCAGCCGCGGCGACGAGAGGGCGGGCAAGCGCCUCGCGGCGCGGCAAGAGCAGCUGCUGGCCAUGAACGACAUGAUCGAAGAGGCCAUCCUCGAGAUCGAAACCGACCGGGCGCUCCACUCGGACUUGAAGCCCUCGGAACGCGAGGUCCUGGGCGCCUUUGUGGUCUUCUGGUGCGAGCGCACCCGGGAUGCCGUGCUGGGGCAGUAUGGCUGGUCUCGUUCCUGGUGCUGCCGCGCCUGCUGCCAGCCCCGGCGCCUCCGUCUCAAGCUGCCUAUGGAUGAGAGCGAGGGCAGCGACGGGCCCCCGGACGAGGAGGAGGUGGCCUUCCCUUUGAUCGUGGAGCCGACCCAGGACCCGAGUCUGCAGCUUUGGCAGAACAUGGACGUCAAGCCCAUGAUGCGGUCGGCGCGGAGCUUUGCCAUGGGCAUCUGCCGCUGCGUGGUGUUCUUCUUCGUUUUUGUGGUCGCCUGCUUCACAGGCACGACCCACGUCUUCUAUCCCAUCUUGCUGCCCAUGCAGGCCGUGGUGUGGGUGGUGACCAACAUCUCGGAGCCUGUGGCCAACGUGUCGGGCGCGAACUGCUGGCGGGUGUGCGAGGUGGAGCUGUUUUCAGACACGCUCUGUCAGACGCGCUUGGCCCCCUACAUGUGGGUCUCCAGCAACGGCCUGCCAGUGGGUGGGGACGCAGGCCUGCGCUUCGUGCAGGACCGGAACUUUGCAGGGGGCAGCAUGUGCAUGAACGACUGGCGGCCUUCAAACUGCUGGGAGCCCAUCAAGCUGGACUCCCUGUCGUGCGGAGUCACAGGCACCUGCCCCGCCUCCCGGCGCCUGGAGCUUGAGGCUGAAGAGAUGAGCGCUGCAUUCGAGAGGAGAGAGAGGAGUUGCCGUCCCCGACGAGCUUGGAAGACGUUUCCAGGCGCCUCAGCGGCUCCUGCCCUUGGGUGGAGCUGGGCACUUACAACACCAGCCUCAUCACCUACACCAUCCGAUACCAGGCCGUCUUCCUGUCGUCCGGCGCCAAGAAUGGAGGUGGGUGGCAGCGGCUCUCUGAAGACUUUGCUGAAGACUGCGCUCACCACGGCGAGGGGCCUAAGGGAAGAGUUGGGCGAAAGACUUGGGACAAAGACCGACCAGGCGCUGGGCGAAGCCCCGACGGUGCUGGCGGACACGUCCAGCCGGAUGCCCAGUGACGCCCCCCACUGUGCCGCCGCCCGCACCGGAGGCCCGGACCUGAGAAGGAUGCACGCCGCCAGUUUCAAGCACUUGCAGCUCCUCGCGAAGCUCAUUGGUAAUGUUUCGAGGGCGCAGUUCCCAGAGGUGCCAUCGAAGACUUGGCGCCUGGAGGGCGAUGGCGGGGACGCCAGCGACGCGGCCCCCAGGCUCAAGGAGUGGCUGGGCUUGUCCGGGUCGGGAACGGAGGCGCUGGCAUCCUGCAAGGACUUUGCGCGCAUGGGCCUGCUGGGGGUGCCCUUCUGCGCCAACGUGCCGAGGUGCAGAGACCUGCGGCUGCCCUUGUGCCGGUCCAAGCUGCGACUGCCAGGAGACCCAAGCCCCACCGAUCUGCUGCCCCUGAGCCUUCCGGGCCGGGUCUUCACCUGGGAGACGGACCUCAGCGUCUGCAGCAAGGACGGGCUGCAGCUGAAAGCCUUGACCUGCGACUUCAAAGACCCCUUCGACCCCUCACAGACGCCGCUGGCCACCGUGAAGGAGACGUUGCAGACCCAGCGCUUGCUGGGGGUUCUACCCAUCAGCAUCUUCCCCGGACCACCCUUGGGCCGCGGCUGUGACACGGCCCUUCGCUGUGAUCUGGGAAGCGUCCGCUGCUUCAACCGUCUUCAGGAAGAGGUGUGCGCGAAGCGCUGCGAUGGCUUCGAGGAGUGCCUCAACGCCACGGACGAGUUGGGCUGCCGAGCCUGCGGCUCCCUGGCGGGUGCUUCCAAUGCGAGUUGCAAGCUGCCGCCUGGCCGGUGCGCUGACAGCGACACUGCGGCCUCCGCCUGCAUGGAAUGCACUACGCCGUUGGGCAACCUGAGCAGCGAGGAAGCGGCGCGCUGCAGCGUCAUGAAGAUCCCACCAGGCGGCAGCGCUGUGCAGUGCGACGCGAAAAUCUGCUCCGUGCUGAGGGACCGCGCUUGCGACCCCACGUCUGCGGACUUUGCGCCCUGCUCCUGCCUGGAGGCCCGCCCGCAAGCGCAGCAGCGAGAGGCCUUCGGGUGUCUGCUCCGCGGGAACCUCUCGGCGGCGCUGCGUACCAACACCGGGCUGAUGGCACUGUACUACUUCGACGCGGUGAAGGCCAAGAAGGUGUCGGACGACUUCGGGACGAACACCCUCGAAUGCAUGAACAAGGACGGCAGCAGCGGUGGAUGUGCCGCCUCCAGCGAGGACAGGAUCGAGGGGCUGUCGAUGGUCUUCACAGGCGAAGACUGGCUGGAGGGCCUCGCGGAGGUGGAGGUGCCUGCCAGCCAAGCCUGGCACCUUUGGGUGAAGACGAGUUGCAGCUCUUGCGCCAUUUUGGGCUUGCUGGGAGGUGCCACGCUGAUGGUCGACGCCAACGGCUUCCUUGCCUCCAAGUCGCCCACGGGCACCUCCUGGCAGCCCGGCAAGUGCCCCAAGCUGAACGACAACGUCUUCCACUUCGUGGCCUUCUCGUUCGGCCCAGACAGCGGGGAGCAGCUCAUGGUCGACGGCACGCUCUGCGCAUCGCGGACCUACUCGGCGGCGACGGGGGACGGCUGGUCGGCCCUGUCAGCAUCCAAGGUGAAGUUCGGCGUGUCGGCGGAUGCGACAGUGGGGAAGUUCCAGGGGGAGAUGGAUGCCGCCGCCAUCUUCCAGACCGAGCUCUCGCUGCAGGAGAUGCGGCACCACAUGCUCGCGGGCUCCUGGCGGGGCGAAGGCUUGACCUUCCUGCAGCGAUUCCUGACCACAGCUUGUGAGGACAGUCGGCUGGCCAACGCCACCUUUCCGCGCUGCGGCGUGGAGUUGGACGCCCUGCUGGCACGCACGCCCCCCUGCGCCCAGGGCGACGUCUGCGGCUGCCUGGCGCAAGUGCGAGGCGAGUCGGAGCUCCAGUGCGCUUUGCAGUGCCCCGGGUCCUCGCUGAAGCGCACACUGCCGAAGAUCCUGGAGGAGCGGUGCUCGGACGCGCUGCAGCUGGGGAAGUCGUGCCAGACCAACAGCGACUGCGAUCUGCUUUUUCCGCCCAUCGGCCAAAGCUCGAAGCUGCAGUGCGAUCUUGCCACCUACAAGUGCGUCUUCGCGACCUCCUCCGUGCUGCCGCAGCAGGUGCUGCGCGGCAGCGUGUGCGUGGCCAGAGCGAGGAACUCGCCCCCGCUGAACCGGUUGCAGGCGCAGUACACUCUGGCAGCUCUGUCCAAGAGCAAUGCGAGCCUCUUCUUGACGGUGGCUGCGACGGAUGGCUGUGCUCAGUUGGACGCCAACGUGUCUGCAGACUUGGUGACGGCGCACGACGGCUCGGCCUCCUAUGUCAGAAAGGACGUGUCGUUCCAGAUCACCACCACCACCACCACCGUGAGCACCGUCACCCACACCGUGACGACGACGGAAGACGGGCCUAGCACGACAAUCUCGAGCACUGUGACCGUGACCACCGUGACCAUGACCACCGCGACAGCCACGGUGACGACGAAGACGGCCACAAGUACCGAGGGUCCUUUGGAUCCCAACGCGACCACUGUCACGACCACAACCACCACCACAACGACCACCACCACCACGACCACCACAACCACGACCACCACCACCCUCGACCCCUUGAAAAUGGAGGUGCUGCUGCCGAAUGUGGCGGUCCUGGGCGCGGGAGGGCUGCAGACCCUCACCUUCCAGGCCAACGCCACGCCCGACGCGGCGGGAUUGGAGACGCUGCUGGCGGCGGCCACCCGGAUCCAGGCGAGCCUCGGGAGCUACGUGUCGGAGGAGACCCGCCGCAGUCCUUGUCCAAAGAAGACAUGA